GUUCAAUAGUUUAUUGAAAGUUUUAAAUGUAUCACCCGUGAAAGACACGUAAAUUUAUCAUAUGAAAAAAAAUUAAUAAUUUUUAAUUGAUAUUAUUGUUUAUAUUUAGUCGAUUGACGAAUGUAAUGGAAAGAGUCAACAACUGUUAAAAGAAAUAAAAAUGCUAUCAAAAUCGUUGAACAAACGGACAUCAAUAUCAACCAUUGAUACAACUCUUACAGAUGAUAUCGAUUAUGAAGAUAUGGAACAUCUAGUAAUAGGUUUAAAACAGUUGGUAUUGAUGAGUGAUCAUUCAGAACGUAUUCGUCUUCUCAAGCUAUGUCAAUCGACUUGGAGUAGACGGGAAAUUGCAAAUCAUUUCUCAGUUUCUGAAUGCGAAGGUCGAAUGGCAGUUGAAUUACGUGAAUCUAAUGGCGUGUUAUCAUUCUAUGAGAACAAUCAAGAUCGUGGUCAAUUAACACCAGUUACAAUAAAAACUGUUCUUGAUUUUUAUGAAGCAUCUAUUAAAACGAAUUCAUUUGUGGAACAAAUAGUUUGUUCUCAAGAAAAUAGUUCAUGUAUGUAUGGUGAAUGUGACUCAUGUCAAAUGAAAAUUCCAUCUACUGAAAUACCAAAGCUAUAUCCUCAAAUCGAUCUUGACGAGGAUUUACUAGUAACGGGAACGAUAAUCUGUUACCUGUUACCAGUACCGGUAACGGAAAUCCGUUACCGGUUACCGGUAACGGGUAGUGGAUAUCCGUUACCUGUUACAAGUAGCGGCAACGAUAAUCCGUUACCGGUAACAGGUAACGGGUUUCUAUUACCCGUUACAGUAACGAUAACGGGAAAGUGCCACCCUAAUCAUCGAUGGUCGAAGUUUAUUACUCAUAGUUAUAUAACAAAUGCUCAAUUCGAUUUUAUUGGACAACUCAAAGAAUCACUUGCAAGUGAUACUGCCAUAACAAGUCACGGUAAAGAAGCUAUUGAUGGAUUGGGCGCUGUCGUGAAAAGUGCUGCACGUCGUGAAACAAUGAGAGCUGGUAGUCCUGAAAAGUCUUUCCUUACACCGAUCGAAUUCUACAACUUUUCGAAACAAAAGUUUGCUCCAAAAUGCUUGUCCACGACCACGAUCCAACCAGAUUCAACUAUACAACAACAAAAAGAGGUUAAAAUACAUAUCUGGUAUUUAAGCGGAACUGAAAUCAAACAACAUUUUGAAAAAUAUUUAUCUGGUCGCUGGGAGGCUCGUUCUUGUACUGGACCAAUUAAUGGUAGCAUUUCAGCAUUUCAGCAUUUUCAAGCAGUCGACAAUCAAAUAAUACGCUGCAAAAUAACUUCUAAUGCUCGUCUUUAUCAAGAUUUUUCAAUCGUCUCAUCACAACAACGAAAAUUCAAACAUGUCAAAAAUGUUUUGAUGAUUAAUGAUGUCAAAAUUGGUGAUUAUGUUGUGGUCGAGUACGAUGAAUCUUGGUGGUUAGCGAUAAUACAAGAUAUUGAACUUAAUUUAAAAGAAUUAAAAGUAUCAUUUCUACAUCCAUCUGGACCGCGGGUUAAAUCAACAUUUCGAAAGAACGUUCAUGAAGAAUAA
Didymodactylos carnosus is the source of this 1567-nucleotide messenger RNA. Lineage: Eukaryota; Metazoa; Rotifera; Eurotatoria; Philodinida; Philodinidae. The record is from the annotation of a GenBank genome assembly.